GAGGAGGAGGAGGAGGAUGCCAACAGCUACGACUCUGAUGAAGGCACUACACUGGGAGCACUGGAGUUCAGCCUGCUCUACGACCAGGAGAACAGCUCCCUGCACUGCACCCUCAUCAAGGCCAAAGGCUUAAAACCAAUGGACUCAAACGGCCUGGCAGAUCCCUACGUCAAACUGCACCUCUUGCCUGGAGCCAGCAAGUCAAAUAAGCUGAGGACGAAGACGCUGCGCAACACCCGUAACCCAGUGUGGAAUGAGACCCUGGUGUACCACGGCAUCACAGAUGAGGACAUGCAGAGGAAAACCCUCAGGAUCUCCGUGUGUGAUGAAGACAAAUUUGGCCACAAUGAGUUUAUUGGAGAAACUAGAGUUUCCUUGAAAAAACUCAAAGCCAACCAGAAAAAGAACUUCAACAUCUGCUUGGAGAGAGUAAUACCAAUGAAGCGUGCUGGAACAACUGGCUCAUCCCGUGGGAUGGCACUGUACGAGGAGGAGGUAGAUCGCGGUGGGGAUGUGGAGGAGCGUGGGAAGAUCCUCGUGUCCCUCAUGUACAGCACCCAGCAGGGUGGCCUGAUCGUCGGCAUCGUGCGCUGCGUGCAUUUAGCAGCCAUGGACGCCAACGGAUACUCGGACCCUUUUGUUAAGCUUUGGCUGAAACCUGACAUGGGAAAAAAGGCCAAGCACAAGACACAGAUUAAGAAGAAAACGUUGAAUCCUGAGUUUAACGAGGAGUUCUUCUAUGAUAUCAAACACAGUGAUCUGGCCAAGAAGUCGCUGGACAUUUCAGUCUGGGAUUAUGACAUUGGAAAAUCGAACGAUUACAUCGGCGGCUGUCAGCUCGGCAUUACGGCCAAGGGGGAGCGCUUGAAACACUGGUAUGAGUGCUUGAAGAACAAGGACAAGAAGAUCGAGCGCUGGCACACCCUCCAAAAUGAGAACCACGUCGCCAGUGAUUAA
Messenger RNA from Mesitornis unicolor (brown roatelo), 957 nucleotides. Its product is annotated as rabphilin-3A. The transcript has 10 exons. The annotation marks the transcript as partial. NCBI's taxonomy places the organism in Eukaryota, Metazoa, Chordata, Aves, Mesitornithiformes, Mesitornithidae. Gene Ontology annotation, cellular component: membrane. The record is from RefSeq and is a predicted model, not a curated record.